AUGGAGGCCUCCCGCCCCUUCGCCCCGCCCCCCGGGCCCGGAGCGGCCUCCGAGAGGCCGAGGGGCCCCGACGGCGCGGGCCCCGGAGAGGCGGAGAAGGGCCGGGCGGCGUCGGGGGGAUGGGCGUCCGGUCCCCCGGGCCCGGAGGAGGCGAAGGCCCCCGGGCCGCGGGAGGAGCCCGGCGUGGUGCAGGCCUUCGUCGUGCUGCAGCCCAGGCUGCGGCGCUGCGUGGCCAUCAGCAUCCAGGACGAGCUCUAUUUCCAGGAGAUCGAGGUGGUGCGGCUCGACGGGCUGCAAGGAAGCGGCGCCGGGGGAUCCCGGCAGAAGGAAACCCCCACCCCGACCACGGCCCCCGCCCAGGUUUAUGAGGGUCAAGAUGUGAUGGGGAGAGAGAUCCACCAUGUAGUUGGAGGGAAGGCACUUUCUGGACCAGAGACUCUUUUGGAAAGAACAAAAAGGAGCCACCUUAUGGCAGAAGAAGGAAAGCACUUGGAAAGUGAAGAAAGAGUGAAAAGUAAUCAGUCACGGUCCCACUCUGAGAUUGAAGAACCACAGGAUAUGUCUCCGUCAGUACAGACGAUCGCCGAAAGCAGAUCCACCAAAGACCAAGUAAAGGGAAUGGGAGUAAAUAAGACCUUCCAUUGUGACAUCUGCAAAUUCACCACUUCUAGACAGUCAAGUCUCAAUCGCCACUUGAAAAUACAUUCUGACGUUAAACCCCACGUGUGCCAUCUCUGUUUGAAAGCCUUCCGCAGUGCUACUCUUUUGAGGAAUCACGUGAAUACCCAUACAGGAACCAAACCUUAUAAAUGCGGAGACUGUACUAUGGCAUUUGUGACCAGUGGUGAACUUGUGCGACACAGACGGUACAAGCACACUCAUGAGAAACCUUUUCAGUGUACAAUAUGCAAAUAUGCCAGUGUAGAAGCUAGCAAGUUGAAGCGACACAUCCGUUCUCACACCGGAGAACGCCCUUUUCGCUGUCGUCUCUGUAGCUACGCUAGCAGAGAUACCUACAAACUGAAAAGACACAUGAGAACUCAUUCAGGGGAAAAACCAUACGAAUGCUCUGUGUGCCAAACCAAAUUCACCCAAAGAGGUACUAUGAAAAUUCAUAUGUUGCAGAAGCAUACCGAAAAUGCCCCCAAACACCAGUGUCCACAUUGUGGUACCAUGAUUGCGAGGAAGAGUGACCUACGUGUCCACUUGAAGAAUCUACAUUCUUACAAGACCACAGAGAUUAAAUGUCAUUACUGUUCUGCUGCCUUUCAUGAGCGCUACCUACUCCUACAGCACCAGAAAACACACAGAGAUGAAAAAAGGUUCAAAUGUGGUGAUUGUGAUUAUGCCUGCAAACAGGAGCGUCACAUGAUAGUGCAUAAGCGUACGCAUACUGGGGAGAAACCCUUUUCCUGCCUUCACUGCAAUAAACGUUUCCGUCAGAAGCGACUCUUAAGUGUUCACUUCAGGAAAUAUCACGAUGAGAAUUUUACUCCGAUAGUUUAUGAAUGCCCCAAAUGUGGGAAGGCCUUCUCACGCUUGACUAAUAUGAACAAACACCUGGAGCAUUGCGAGCCGGAUAAAUCCAAGGCCGUCACAUCGAGGAAUGGAAGAGAGACUAAAAAGAAAGGAUGGAAGAACGGCAAAUGCAAAAUUAAAAAAGAAGUUAGUACGCAGACAUCGGUUGGAGAUACGUCCGAGAUGAAAUCAGAGCACGGUACAAGCCAAACUGUUCCUGUCUUAAGUGGAGAGAUUUCAAGUGUUGUAGAGAAGGUGAAAAAAGAAAUGUCACAUGAAGUGAUACUCAGCCAGAUGGAUAAAUGAAUCAUAGAAGCUUUGUUUUCCAAUUUCGUACCUGCUUUGUUAAAGAAACUUAGAUAUUUUCUGCCCCGUGGAAAUAUCUUAUGAAGUCUGUUGUUCUAAAACUCCCUAAAAUGUAUUACAGGAUGUGAAUCUGUAUGGCUGAUGAGGCAUCAUACGAUGGUAAGAAAAGUGUUGCUUUUUGUCUUAAGACUGCAUCACUGAUUUGAAAGCAUAAACUUUAAGAAAUUCAUUCAGAUAUCAGUUCAGUAGUUCCUAAUUGAUUAAACAAGAUUAAAUCUCUUGAAAGAAUAGACUGUUGAUGUUUGUGAUAAAACUAGGCAAUUACAGUUAAAGUUAGGCUGGAACCUUAUUGAUGUUUAUAUUUUUAAAAUGUACAUAAUUCUGAAAGUUGAUAUAUGUCUCUUGUAAAUACAAAGGUUGCCUGGGACCUUGAGUCUCUCUUUUCCAGUAAUAAUGGUUUUAUUUAAUUUUAAAUGGAUCUAGGUAGUAGGAUAGAUUCUAAUAGGGCAAAGCAUGUAAGAGAAGAAACAAGGAGGAUUCAGUUUUUUUUAAUGAUGUAUUUAUUUUACAUCACUUUGGGAGAUACUUCACGAGAUUGGUUUUUCUAUUUGUUUUAGUCCACAUAUUUGAACAUUCGUCUAAGUGUUUUAAUGCAGUUAUCUUUCUGAAAUCGUCCAUAGUUUGAGUCUGAAAUAAUGUAUUAAUUAAUUCCUGUACUCUUCAGGUAUUUCAGUAAUAACUGAUGGUGGGAUGAAGUAUUUUGAUAAAAGUUAAGCAUUUGUGUCUUUUAAUGGUUUAUAUUGUGUGACUUGUUCUAAUUAAAGGUUUCUAUUUUGUCUGCUGUGCUCCUCUUC
Messenger RNA from Ornithorhynchus anatinus (platypus), 2678 nucleotides. It is a transcript of the gene CTCFL, whose product is annotated as CCCTC-binding factor like. Gene Ontology annotation, molecular function: RNA polymerase II cis-regulatory region sequence-specific DNA binding; DNA-binding transcription factor activity. The record is from RefSeq and is a predicted model, not a curated record. Gene Ontology annotation, biological process: regulation of transcription by RNA polymerase II. The transcript is spliced from 10 exons. NCBI's taxonomy places the organism in Eukaryota, Metazoa, Chordata, Mammalia, Monotremata, Ornithorhynchidae. Bases 1 to 1824 code for a protein of 607 amino acids.